CACAAACACACACGCACACAAUAGGUGAAAACAACACCACCGUCGUGGCAUUCAUUCUUAUUCAGAGGCUGCAUAUUUCAACAUGCUUUAGAGCGUAAGCCAGGAAGAGAGUGAGAGAGAGAGAGAGAGAGAGAGAGAGAGAGAGAGAGAGAGAGAGAGAGAGAGAGAGAGAGAGAGAGAGAGAGAGAGAGAGACGGAGCAGUCAGUUUGAUGCAGAGCUUCACAGAGGACAGCUUCGCAUCAAGGGAGUGGCGGUGGACUAGUGGCAGAAACUUGGACUAUGGGCAGAAAAGGUCUCUUGUUCGUCUCUGGUUCGACUCCACGGAGAAACAACAAAAAGACGAACCUUGAUUGAUCUGUUCAAAAAUCCAAGAGGAUUCUCCCUACCCUGUCUAGUGCCCCUGAGCAAGGCACCUUACUCCCCCAACAUCUGAUCCCCGGGCGCCGUACAUGGUCGAUCACUGCUCUGUGUGUCCUGCACCAGAUGGGUUAAAAGCAGAGGUUACAUUUCCCUACCUGCAUGAGUAUGUCUGUGCAUGUGUUUGGGACUAAUAAAUGCAUCUUAAUCACAUUUAAAUUUACCUGUGCCAUAAAACAUCUACUGCCUAUUAGUGGUGCUACAAUCCCUGAGUGGAAAUCCUGUUUAAAGCUUUUAUUUUCCUAUCACAUACUAUCUAUACAUAUUGCACUUCACUGAAACUAAUUAUUAAUAUUUAAAGCGAACGGUGCACUUGAGUCAAUUCAAGGAGUAAAGGGCCCACAGCCCAUUACUCACAGGGGACUAAUGCAAAUAGAUGAAUGCAAUCGGCCUAGUUUAGUACAUUAAAAGGCCUAUUAAGGUCUGUGAAAACUGCAGAAAACAAAUGUAUUUGACAUUUUUCAAGUUGUGUGAUGUUACAAAGUCAUCUGAACAAUGCUGCAUUAGCAGCAGUUUUAUAGCAGCUUCUGCCACAGUGAUGCAGUUUAGUUGCAGAGUGGAGGACAGUUGGCCACCACUGAUGUAGACAUGGUAAGAUAUCUGCAUGAUGAGGAGCUCUCUCUAUUGUAAUCGAGCAGGCUGCUCAAACAUUUACCAAUAAUUGGUGUAUUGUAACUGUAAAUGUCACAUCAUAUCUUCCCAAAGCUGAACUAAGAAGAAUGCUUUAUAGGGGAAAUACUGCACAAGUUGCAUCCUUCCGCACUCGGUCAUUAUCUCUUUGUAAGUUAAGGAGAAGUGCUUGAGUGUCACUCAUUAUAAUGUGGUCUGGCAGCCUGUAAAAGUAAGUCUGACUUUGCUGUGAGUGAAACUACUGCCACGUCAACACAAGCAGUGUGGCCAAAUGAGACUGGACUACGUUAUCAGACCAGACCAAUACUCAACCAGAUGAAACCAGUUUAAUGAGGAUUUGUGUGUGUGUUGAUAGAUCUUUUGUCACGAGAACGUAAGAACAUGUGUAAGAACAUCCAUGUCAGUCUGUGCAUGUUAAAGGUGAAUUAGUGUGAGUGUGAUGUGAAGGCGGUCACCAUGUCUGAGGAGGAAAGGAUUAACUGCACAAUCCGCCAUGAAAUCCACCAGUACCUCUUCUCCAGUGUGUAUAUCCUUGUACUAUUGGUUGGUGUUCCCUCCAACAUGUACUCUCUGUACCAUGCUGCUGUACAGCUGAAGCAGAAGAAUGAACUUGGAGUUUAUUUAAUGAACCUCACUGUAUCUGAUCUGUUGUACCUGGCAUCGUUACCAGUGUGGCUCCAAUAUAUCUUUCAGGACGACGAUUGGCGUCACAGGGAAUGGUUGUGUCAGUUGUGUGGCUUCCUACUCUAUGAAAACAUCUACAUCAGCAUUGGCUUCCUGUGCUGUAUCAGUCUGGAUCGCUACCUGGCUGUGGUCCAUCCUUUAAGAUUCACCUCUCUCCGCUCUAUGAAUGCAGCAUGGCUUGUUAGUGCUAUCAUCUGGGUGAAGGAGAUUGCAGUAGGCGUGGUCUUCUUCCGCCACAAAGAACUGAGCAAAGACCACAAAAACCAAUCAGUGUGCUUCGAGCACUACCCCAUGGAGCCGUGGGAGUACCCGAUAAACUACUACCGCUUCACAAUUGGCUUUGUAUUCCCGCUGUCCAUUCUGUCGGUCAGCUACCUGUGCGUCCUCCGUGCUGUGGGCCGGAGCGCAGGGACACAGCCGGUUCAGAAGAUAAGGAUCCGCCAGUUGGUCGGCAGCACCAUUCUCAUCUUCCUUGUUUGUUUCUCCCCAUACCAUGUCUUCUUGUUAGUACGCACCCUUCUGGAGCGGGACUGCAACUUUAUUUCAAAAAUAUUUAACUACUACCACCUGUCCCUGCUGCUGACCACCCUGAACUGCGUGGCGGAUCCUGCUCUCUACUGCUUCGUCAGCGAAAGUGCCCGCCGCAGCCUGUACAGAGCCGUAAUCCGACCCUUUGCCAGGAUACUCAUUUGCUGCUGUCGCCGUGGCAAAGCGAGUCCCGCCAACCCGGCUACAGAUUCACACGAGGUCGCCACUGACGAGAACAACGGCCACCCAACAGUGAUGCUUCUCACUCACACCAGCCCACUCAAUAAUGCAAAAACAGACCCUGCCAUCAAAAAAACUAUUUUAAUUACAGAGAUGGAUGAAAAAAUUAUCAUACCCUCAAUUGUGCAAAGUAACAAAAAUUGACAAAAGUUUGGACAGUGCUUUAUAGGUCAACUUUAAACCAUUAACAAAAGCCUGCUGUGGUUGAGCUUGAAAUUAUGUUGUGUCUGGGCAUGGACAAAAUCAGGUGAGCCAACUUCAUCCACUCUUAGGUGCAUUAUUUUUACAGUUACUAUAAUUCUUGCUUUACCUGUCCAUUGCUGCAGCCCCUCUUUUUAGCCUCUCUCUGAAACGCUUGAUUUUAAGCUCCUGUCUCUUUAAGCCUGCACUCCUAAAAAAAAACGUCUUCUCUGAUUGGCUAUCUCCUCCAAUCUGUUGUGACUGGCCAACUGCUUCCAGUGUGUGUAAGAAAACAUGGCCUCCAGUUUCCCUUUACAUGACUUUGUCAGGAGGCAUGUCCGACUAGCUGCACAUUUAGAAAAUUUGGGGCAGCCUGUCUCAUGAUGUCACAUGACAUCAUGAUGAUGUGUUACUAUGGGCCGGACUACUGAUGAGGUAAUUCAGGUGCAGUGUUGUCUGUUGGGGAGAACAGAUCCCUUUAUUGUAGAAUAUAUAACACCCUAGAGGAAUCUAUAUUCAGUAACCCAUCCAAAAAGCAGCAUCAAUUUACAGAAGUAUUCAGACACUUUGCUUUGGCUCCAAAUUGUGGUCAUGUGCCUCCUGAUGUUUGACCAUCUGGGGAAAAUUUGUUUGAGUGGACACACAAACACACCUGUGUAUAAGCUCCUCCAGUUCAUGCUGCAGUUCAGAUAAAACACAAGCAUAAUGUCCAAGGAACUGGACUGUGGACCUUGCAACACAAUUAAAACCAUUUUCCAAAGCUCUGAGUGUUUCCAAGAGGAUAUAAUGGCCUGAAUAAUUGUGAAAAGGAAAACGUGUAUAAGCAUCAAGACGCCAGUUCACAGAUACUCCCCAUCCAGUCUGGUUGAUAUUGAGAGGGACUGUCAAAAAGAUAAACUGGCCAAAUCAAAGAUUGUUGAAACUAACUGCUGACAAAGUCUUCUACUCUACUAAUGGGUUGUCACCUUGUCAUUACCCCUAGAGGGCAAUGAGUGUAGGUUGAGUAAAACUGCACUACACUCAUCUUCUGAUUUCACUAUUAGAAUAAGUGAAUUUUUUAUGUACUAUAAUGAUGGGAGGGAUAAGUCUUUAAGAGUGAAAACAAGUGAACCAAUUAUUUGGUCUGAUCCUUUCACAAGUCUAUCUGAUAUACGACCUAGAGAAAAACACUGUACUUUCACAAUUCUUCUACCUAUUGAGAUAACGCAACAGCACAAAAACACAGUACCAGAACAUAUCGAAUCAAACUUUGAAGUGGUAUUGAAAUCCCAAAUGCAGUAUAAACACAUAUUGGUGUGACAUAUUACAUGACAGUAAGUCAAUACAUGAAUGGUGUGUUAAUGUUGCAGUGUGUAGAAUUUAGUGGUGAAUGUGCAUGUUGCAGGUCAAUACAGCUCACCUCAUCCUCCCCUUCCCAACAUGAAAGAGAACCUGUGGUAACCUUUAGUUGUCAUAAAAACUCAAAAGGUGUUUAGUUUGUCCAGUCUGGGCUACUACAAGAAACAUGGCUGCCUCCAUAGAAAUCUUUAAAUUAGAUUAUUGAAUACUUGUACAGCUGUGUAGGUACCCCACAUAAUAAAUUGUCGUUUGAUGCCUUGUCUGAUCGGAAGAAGUGAUAUCUAAAUUAAGGGGUUAGAUUGAUAAAGUUGGUCAUAAAUUCAGUAGAAUGGAAAAUCAAUGGACUAGAGACUUUAUGGUAUAAUUAAUACAGAAAAGCAAGACAAUUAAACUUUGAGCAUCUAAUGUCACCAUUAACUGACAAGUGAUGAUGGUAAAUGUGCAAAGAUCACCAGCAGCUCAAGUAGUAAAGAGUCAUCAAGUCAGUAAUUUCUGUUACAGUGGUAACAUAAGCCACCAUAAGCCACUGGUGUGUUUCAUUGCUUACAGAUUAAACGUUUCCUUUGUCAGAUCAUUGUUUCUUCCAUCAAAAGUUAAGCAGUCUUGCUUUUAACAUAUUUGAAUAGUUUGACCAAACUGUAUUUUCCUAUUUGCUAACUUCUACGCUAACUUAAAUUAUGAAUUAAAGGUUUUAAAAAAUGUUACUAUUUAUUCUUCAUGAAUCAAAUUUUUUAAGAAAGUGAUGCUUUUUUGUGAGUCAAUGUCUUUGGGCAAAUUUAAAUGUCCAUGAAGGUGUCAGUGAAUGCAGAUGGGUGAACAGCAUAAGACAUGUUCUGCUCCUGUGCUAUGAAAUGAUUAAUGUCACGUGAACAACAUACAGUGUUUACAUGUUGCUAUGUGCAUGGGUAUAGUUCUAUAUUAUGUUAUUCUCAUAAUAUGACAUUCUUACGUAGACACAAUAUUGUUAAAGCUAUGGUUGUUACUAACAUAAUGUUCAAAGUAUCGUUUUAUAAUGAUAAAUGUUCAAAUGACCUCUUCGCAGAUAUGAACGUGAUGAUGAUAUUUUUAUAAAAGUAUGAAACUGAAUGCAAACUAAAGGACAGCUAUACUUUUAGUUGUGUGUUUGCUGUGUAGAGCCAUACUAUUGUGUGUGUGCAUGUGCAUGUUUGUUUGUUGGUUUUCUGUGCAUACUGGUGUGCUUUAGUGUGACCUAGGCCUUUCCUCUCUGACGCUGGUGGUGUCAAUAACAGGAAGUGGUGGCAGAGUGGGACUUUUUCAGUUUUUUUUCUUCUUUUUUUUCUUUUUGUCGGAGGUCAAACAUUUGAAAGCCAGAGACAACUCUCAUACAAUUUGCCGACACUUUGAAACAUCAAAUAGGUGAAGGAAUAAAAUGCGUCACUUACACCACAUGCAGUUAGUCACCUCUGUUUCUCAUAAGAAGAGCGCGAGAAGCACUGGGUGUAGACUCUUCCCUGUCACUUGCUGCUGAAUCUGUAAAUUGUGUCGGUCCGGACCCAGCUUCUUUAUCCUCUUUUUGUCUUGUUUUAAUGGUUCUUGUAAAGAAAUCACCGGAUUUGCUGAAGUUCCACUGAAGCCAAUCAGCUCGCGGCGGAAGUUACUCAGUGACGUCAGAUGUACUUGAGAUGGCGUCGACAACUUAUAUUGAAUGCUCAUCAAUUUAAAGAUUUUUAUAGGGACUAGGCUAGGAUAACCAGAAGGUCAGCGCUUCAAUCACAGUAUUCCCAAUAUGUUUGCCGAAGUGGCAAGAUGCCGAACCCUGAAUGGCCACUGCCCAUGUAUGAAUGUGUGUGUGAAUGGUGAAAGUGCAGGUACAUAAGUGCAAUGUACCUGCACUUAUGCUGCAGGUACAUUGCAUUUACUCAUUACCAUUUUUUAUUUCAGAAUUAGCUAGUCACACCAAAACAAAAAUAAACAAUAUACAUAUAUUCAUUAUUUAUGCCACUGAUCCGCUUGAUGGUAGCAGGAGCAUCUGGAGCCAAUCCCAGCUGACACUGGGCGACAGGUGGUGUCAGGGACAGGUGGCCAGCAAAUCAUAUGGCAGACAUAUAGAGAGAAACAACUAUUCACCCUCACAUUCAAACCUGAAGUCAAUGUACAGUCUCCAAUCAACUCCAAUCUGCAUUUCUUUGGACUGUGAGAGAAAGUGAGAGUACCUGGAGAAAACAAACUCCACCACAAACUUCGGGUUCGAACAUUUAACAGGUUACAUGUUCAAAUGUACUUCUUCAACAUUGCUCUAGUCAUAUUUUUUUGAAAAAAAUGUAUAUUUCAAAAUAACUCGUACACAAAGUAUUGCCUUGCCUCUCAGAUGUAACAUUUCUCUGUUUCUCUGGAUAAGUGAACAGCUUUUGUGUCUCUGUAUUUCAGUCACUUGCUGGAGUGAUAUUAUGUUUGGCUGGAUGUGAGUUACUACUGUUUGUUGCUUUUAGGAGAUUUAUAAAUAAAGUUUGCAGGUGAACCAGUAGCUGAAAAUUAAAUCGAUGGUAUGAGAAAACAAAAA
Messenger RNA from Pleuronectes platessa (European plaice), 6539 nucleotides. RefSeq names its product ovarian cancer G-protein coupled receptor 1 (gene gpr68). Gene Ontology annotation, biological process: cellular response to pH; G protein-coupled receptor signaling pathway. The record is from RefSeq and is a predicted model, not a curated record. The transcript is spliced from 8 exons. Lineage: Eukaryota; Metazoa; Chordata; Actinopteri; Pleuronectiformes; Pleuronectidae. Gene Ontology annotation, cellular component: membrane. The coding region runs from base 1505 to 2644 and encodes 379 amino acids. Gene Ontology annotation, molecular function: G protein-coupled receptor activity.